Molecule: messenger RNA, 306 nt
Organism: Porites evermanni
Lineage: Eukaryota; Metazoa; Cnidaria; Anthozoa; Scleractinia; Poritidae
Source: the annotation of a GenBank genome assembly
AUGCGCUGGCAGUUAAAUAUAAAAAUAAAAGAUUUGUCAUAUAGGGAAAACAAUCUUCUGCGAAACGAGAAGUGGGGGGUAUUUCAAAAUAUCACAAAAUUCAUUACAGUCGUGGAUGGUUGCAAGAGUAGCGAUGACGUUGUCAAGUGUGAGUCCUGCUUGACUACUAUAAAUUACACCUUGAAAUCCUCAGCAGAUUUGUUAUUAUUCAUCGACAGCAAGCGAAAAGUCCCUUAUAGAGAAGACCAUAAACCAUACUCCAAAACCCUUUGCAAGCCACGAGCUGAAAUAUUUUCAGGAAGCUAA